Salvia hispanica is the source of this 1332-nucleotide messenger RNA. Its product is annotated as nod factor hydrolase protein 1-like. The record is from RefSeq and is a predicted model, not a curated record. Gene Ontology annotation, cellular component: extracellular region. Gene Ontology annotation, biological process: chitin catabolic process; carbohydrate metabolic process. Lineage: Eukaryota; Viridiplantae; Streptophyta; Magnoliopsida; Lamiales; Lamiaceae. Gene Ontology annotation, molecular function: chitin binding; chitinase activity.
CACAACCAAAGAAAGCUUCCAAGUCCUAAAAAUGGCAGCAGCCCGGAAAAGGAUCGUGGUAGCGUGUGUGUGCGCAGCAUUGUUGAUGACUCUCGCAGUCUCAUCGCCUUCGUGCAUUCCCGUCAAAGGGGUGUAUUUCCCUGAAUGGUCUAACGUGGACCCUUCCUCCGUCGAAACCAAGCUUUACACUCACAUCUUCUACGCUUUUGUCACUCCACACAGCGACACCUUCCAAUUCCAAAUAGACCAAACUCGAGCUCCACUGCUUCUCAACUUCACCUCCACCAUCCAUGCCGCCAACCCUCCCCUUAUCACACUCUUCUCUGUUGGUGGCGCUGCUGAGGGCACCGCCUUCUUCUCCCGUCUCGCCUCCAACUCUUCCUCGCGCGCAGCUUUCAUCCACUCCAGCAUACAAGUCGCACGAAAAUUCGGAUUUGAUGGAGUAGAUUUGGAUUGGGAAUUCCCUGAAACUCCAACGGAUAUGGAAAAUUUGGGAUACCUUUUGGACGAGUGGCGUGCGGAGGUGCAAAAGGAGGCGGCCGCCACAGGACGGCCGCCGCUCCUCCUCACGGCCGCGGUGUACUACUCUGCGGACACGUUCCUCGAUGGCAUGGCGCGGGCGUACCCGGCGGCCUCGGUGAGCAGGAACCUGGACUUGAUCAACGUCAUGAACUACGACUACCACGGCGCGUGGAACAAGUCCGUCACCGGCGCGCAGGCAGCCCUGUUCGACCCGAGCAGCAACCUGAGCACGAGCUAUGGGCUCGGGUCGUGGGUCCGGGCUGGGGUGCCUCGCAGCAAGCUGGUCAUGGGGCUGCCCCUUUAUGGGAGGACGUGGAAGCUCAGGGACCGCGGGGUCCACGGUGUGGGCAUGGCCGCGGUCGACGUGGGGCCCGGCUGGAACGGGACGGGUGUGCUGACUUAUGCUGAGGUGGUAGAGUUUAAUAAGGCCAACAAGGCAAAGGUCGUAUAUGACGUGGCGACGGUGUCGGUGUACUCCGUGGCAGGUGAUUAUUGGGUGGGGUAUGAUGAUAAGAAGACUGUGGCUGCCAAGAUUGGUUAUGCUAAAGCACUUGGUCUGCGUGGCUAUUUCUUUUGGGCUAUUAAUGGUGAUUAUAAGUCUACCAUUUCUAAAACAGCUUCAAAACUGUGGCGUCUCUGAAAUUGAAGUUGAAAUGCAUAGAGUCAUGGUUUUGGAAUGAAGUUGAUUGUAUUUUGUUUCAUAAGAUCGAUUAUAUUACCUAGAAUUAUUUCUUAGAUUUUCUUGCAUUUUAAUUUUAAUUUCAGUUGAUAACCAAUGUUUAUAUAAAUUGAUCACUUUCAAAUUUGAUA